Messenger RNA from Anoplophora glabripennis (Asian longhorned beetle), 1436 nucleotides. It is a transcript of the gene Pka-R1, whose product is annotated as cAMP-dependent protein kinase type I regulatory subunit. The record is from RefSeq and is a predicted model, not a curated record. The transcript has 5 exons. Gene Ontology annotation, biological process: regulation of protein phosphorylation. Gene Ontology annotation, cellular component: cAMP-dependent protein kinase complex. The coding region runs from base 168 to 1286 and encodes 372 amino acids. Gene Ontology annotation, molecular function: cAMP-dependent protein kinase regulator activity. NCBI's taxonomy places the organism in Eukaryota, Metazoa, Arthropoda, Insecta, Coleoptera, Cerambycidae.
CAAAUAAAAAAAUAGAAAAUAGAACUGUCAAGAAGUCGUGUUGUUUUUUUUAUAUUUGAGAAUUGAGCUCUCGGGCAUUAAGGUGUAAAUAGGAAUUGCAUAGUGUCAGUUUGAAAAUACGUGCAAUUUUCGGAAUAAGUUCAUUCGAAUUUAGUGUCUUGACAGAAAUGGCAACAAACAUGGAUGAAGAACAGGCUCUACGUGAGUGCGAAGCCUACGUUCAAACGCAUAAUAUUCAACAAAUUCUUAAGGACUGUAUAGUUCAAUUGUGUGUAAGCCGUCCAUCUAAUCCUAUUUCGUUUUUAAGAGAACACUUUCAGAAAUUGGAAAGGGAACAAGCCUUAGAUGCCAAGCAGCAGGCCGCUUCUCCGGAGGACACGGAGGACCUGUCGCCGCUGCCGGCGCACGCGCAGCAGCCCGUGCGGCGCCGCGGCGGCAUCUCCGCCGAACCCGUCAGCGAGGAGGACGCCACCAGCUACGUGAAGAAGGUGGUGCCCAAGGACUACAAGACGAUGGCCGCCCUCUCCAAGGCCAUCGCGAAGAACGUGCUCUUCUCGCACCUCGACGAGAACGAGCGAUCGGACAUCUUCGACGCCAUGUUCCCCGUAACCUGUCUUCCGGGCGAGGCCAUCAUCCAGCAGGGCGACGAAGGGGACAACUUCUACGUCAUCGAUCAGGGCGAGGUGGAGGUAUAUGUGAAUAACGAACUGGUAACGACAAUAGGCGACGGCGGAAGCUUCGGAGAACUUGCUCUCAUAUACGGCACUCCCAGGGCUGCCACGGUUAAGGCCAAGACAGAUGUAAAAUUGUGGGGUAUCGACCGAGACUCCUACCGAAGAAUUCUCAUGGGUUCCACGAUAAGGAAGAGGAAGAUGUACGAGGAGUUCCUGUCCAGGGUUUCCAUCCUAGAAAAUUUGGAUAAGUGGGAACGACUUACGGUGGCAGAUGCUCUAGAGCCCGUCAGUUUCGAGGACGGAGAGACGAUCGUACGUCAGGGCGAGCCCGGUGACGAUUUCUACAUCAUCGUCGAGGGCACGGCCAUCGUCAAACAGAACAGAGCCGAGGGCGAGGAGCCCACUGAAGUCGGAAGGUUAGGACCCAGUGAUUAUUUCGGGGAAAUAGCCCUUUUACUCGACAGACCGAGGGCGGCCACCGUCGUGGCUUGCGGGCCAUUAAAAUGUGUCAAACUAGAUAGGGCUAGAUUUGAGAGGGUUCUCGGCCUCUGCGCCGACAUACUGAAGAGGAAUAUAACGCAGUAUAACAGCUUCGUGUCACUUUCCGUUUAAACCACGUAAAUUAAUUGCAAUAUUCCUUUUUCAUGAACUGAAUCUUCAGCCAAAUUGUAAGUCUUCACUUUCGAUAGAAAUUUUAAUUUUUCGUUUUAAGAUUUGCCCGUUAUUUAUUUAUUGUUGAACGAGUGCUAUCAACGUAACAGA